AUGGCAUUGGAUGAGCCCACGAAUCCCCUUGCCGAGUCUGGCGUCACGAUGCAUUCCGACAGCGAGCAGUAUGGCGAAGAGCUCUCCGGCUCACCUGGAUCAUCGGGCUCGCCAGUCAUUCUCUACCAGCCCCCUACAGUUUGGUCGCUGCUACGAGGCGCUGCCAUUAACCUAGUCCUGCCUUUCAUUAAUGGUAUGAUGCUUGGAUUCGGCGAGCUGUUCGCUCAUGAGGCUGCUUUCCGUUUAGGAUGGGGUGGUACAAAGAUUCCAUCGAGGACAUUUCUGAAGAAUGGAAGGCAAUUUGGUACUCUCAAGGCCAGCCUUUCGAGUGGCUCGGCCGUCCGGGCAAGUCCUUUCUCUAAUAAUAGGCCAUAUGUCGCCCCAAUUGCGCUCGGCGGCCCCGCGUCAGUGAGGGCAUACUCGAUCUGGGGAUACAGGAUCCCGGGAACCGGCAAGUCCACGCCAGCAACCCCUCCGGCUGAGUCUGUGGUCCCCGAAGAAGUGGUCGAAACCGCCUCCGCCGCCAAGGACGCAGCAACGAGCGCCGUAGAGACCGUGGCCGCAGCCCCCGUCGAGGCUGCCACCAACACCGCACAAGCCGUCGCAGAAUCCACCGAGUUGUCCGCCAUCUCCGAUAUCGUGAACAGCGGCGCCGAGAUCUUGAGCCGUGCCGAGGGCCUUGGAUACCUCAAAUCUCUCGGUCUCAACUAUGGCUACGGCUUCACCUCCACCAUGCAAUGGGUCCUCGAGCACGUCCACGUCUGGGGUGGUGUGGGCUGGGGCAGCGCCAUCAUCAUCACCGGCCUGCUCAUGCGUGUGGCCAUGUUCUACCCUCAGGUCCAGUCCGUCAAGUUCAGCUCGAAGAUGAAGAUGAUGCAGGAGGACCCCCGCCACAAGGAGGUCAUGGAGCAGAUGCAGAAGGCCGCGAGGGAAGGCGACCGCUCGGCCCAGCAGCAGGCUCAGUUCCUGAGCAGCAUCCUGCGGAAGGAGUACGACGUGCCCGUCACGGGACUGUUCUGGACGUUCCUCCCCAUCCCCUUCAGUAUUGGGCUCUUCCGAAUCCUCAAUGGCAUGGCCAGCAUCCCCGUGCCCUCGCUGGAGACAGCCGGCUGGCUCUGGUUCCAGGACCUGAGCGCCGCUGACCCUUACUACGCCCUUCCCGCCCUGGCCACUGGUAUCAUGCUGCUCACUAUGAAGUUGAACCAAGUCAACAGCACCCCCAAGCAGCAGAAGAUGCUCAAGACCAUGUCCUACGUCCUCGUCCCCGUCAUGCUCAUCGCCACCUCCUUCCUCUCCGCCGCCAUCAACCUCAUGGGCGUCACCGUCGCCGCCUUCACCAUGCUCACCGGCCGGCUCCUGCUCAACAACAGCUUCCGCGCCGCCAUGGGGAUCCCCCCCGUCGCGCCCCCGGCCCCCAAGCCCGUGGAGCAGCUCUCGUACGAGGCGCCCCGCCAGCAGCCGGCGACCAUCCGCGAGAAGCUCACCGACAACCUCGAGGACGUCAAGAAGGGCUUCUCCGAGUCCGUGACCAAGAUGACCGGCAGCGUCCGCGGGACAGACAAGGACCGCGCCGAGCGCCAGCGCAAGGAGUCGAUACAGAAGCUCGAGGAGAAGCGCGCGGACGAGGAGAGGCGGCUUUUCGAGGAGAAGUACAAGCGCAAGGCCUAA
Clonostachys byssicola is the source of this 1668-nucleotide messenger RNA. The record is from the annotation of a GenBank genome assembly. Lineage: Eukaryota; Fungi; Ascomycota; Sordariomycetes; Hypocreales; Bionectriaceae.